CAGACGUUGCACCCGAGUGUACAGUCUGAGAGAAGACGAGGGGAGAGGAGAGGAGUCACGCGCAAGGAAGUCUGAGAUGCCACGAUCCCCAUCCUAAAUCGCCCUUUCCUGUCUUCGCGCAUUGUGGGUGCAGUGGAUGAUCAGAUCGACGCUCCUGUAGAAUCUGAUCCACGGUGCAGUUAUGACUGAGCACUCGCCCGCUCUCUCAGGUAUUGCCGCGAUCUGUCGUCACUCCUAAGAAACGCGUGGGGAGAGGAAUUCUUAAGACGAUCUUCUGGGCCUCGGAGCUCAUUGUCGUCUGAGAGUUUGGUCGAUACGAGAUCGUCCCUAGAGUCGUCUUUGGUUGAGAAUUCAGUGGUCGAUCGACUGAGCUCGGAGCCUCGGUGGAAGUCGUCUGGCUGCAGUGAAGGAGGCAUUCCUGAGUACAGCUCUGUGAAUCUGUGCAUCUGAGCAGAAUGGCUUCUGAGACACCAAUUGCUGAAACUAUGGAAAAGCUACACAUUGAGGGUGCGAGUCAUCAUGAUGAGAAGAGUUUAAGCGCUGGUGAUGAGCACAAGGAGAAGAAGGAGAAGAAGGACAAAAAAGAGAAGAAGGAGAAGAAGGACAAGGGUGAGGGAGAAGAAGGCGAGGAGAAGAAGGAGAAGAAGGACAAAAAAGAGAAGAAGGAGAAGAAGGACAAGGGUGAGGGAGAAGAAGGCGAGGAGAAGAAGGAGAAGAAGGAUAAAAAAGAGAAGAAGGAGAAGAAGGACAAGGGUGAGGGAGAAGAAGGCGAGGAGAAGAAGGAAAAAAAGGAGAAGAAGGAGAAGAAGGACAAGGGUGAAGGGGAAGGCGAGGAGAAGAAGGAGAAAAAGGAGAAGAAGGAGAAGAAGGACAAGGGUGAAGGAGAAGAGGGCGAGGAGAAGAAGGAUAAGAAGGAUAAGAAGGAGAAGAAGGACAAGGGUGAAGGAGAAGAAGGCGAGGAGAAGAAGGAGAAAAAGGAUAAGAAGGAGAAGAAAGAUAAGGGUGAGGGAGAAGGUGAAGAGAAGAAGGAGAAAAAGGAUAAGAAGGACAAGAAAGACAAGGGUGAGGGAGAAGGUGAAGAGAAGAAGGAGAAAAAGGAUAAGAAGGAGAAGAAGGACAAGGGUGAAGGAGAAGGUGAGGAGAAGAAAGAGAAGAAAGAAAAGAAGGAGAAGAAAGACAAGGGUGAGAAGGAAGGUGGCGAGAAAAAAGAAAAAAAGGAGAAGAAAGAGAAGGCAAGCGAUGAAUGAAGGCAGCAAGUAGCUUCUUUAGUUUUGACAUUCUUCAGCUCAGCAGGAGUUUCGAGAGUGUCUUCGAUCAGUUGAUGAGAAUGGAUCAUCAUUCGUUUGUAAAGAGAGGCUACCACGGCCACCAGGAAAAGAGUACACACUAGGAUAGAGAUCUGAGCUUACAUAGGUUAUACAAAUUUGUAAAUAUGCACAAGUGUAGAAACUGAGGGGAGGUUUUGGAUCUGACUGUAGAAAUUGUGGAAACAGUCAGUUUAGUGUUAGAUGGGUUGACAAGUCUGGAGACGUAGAUUCCUUGGUGGAAAUGUAGUCGUCUUUGUUCUUUUUGAUGUCGAAAUGAAUACAAGCUUUUGCCGGUGGUAUAUUUGUCCGAUGCGACUGGACUGUUUCUAAUGCAAGUGUUUGGAUUCGUCGAAACGCAUGGAAGUCUAAUUAUGCCCAAGAUUUACAAUUACAACGAUAAAGUUGAACCAAAGCUCCUGCAUUAAGACACUUGCCAAAGUUGUCAAACUAUUGAGAUUUCCGUGUU
Messenger RNA from Marchantia polymorpha subsp. ruderalis, 1773 nucleotides. Lineage: Eukaryota; Viridiplantae; Streptophyta; Marchantiopsida; Marchantiales; Marchantiaceae. The record is from the annotation of a GenBank genome assembly.